This is a messenger RNA of Misgurnus anguillicaudatus (oriental weatherfish), 2307 nucleotides long. The record is from RefSeq and is a predicted model, not a curated record. Lineage: Eukaryota; Metazoa; Chordata; Actinopteri; Cypriniformes; Cobitidae.
GUAAGAGUUUGGUACAUUCACAAGAUUGUUCGGUAUGGAUAUGUAGUUUAAUUCAGGGUGAUAUUAGCAAGCUAAACUAUUAAAAAAAGUGAUCAUGUAUAUUUCUCUAACCUAUGAUCAUUGACUUUAGUGUUACGUUGAUUUUUUUUAACGACUGUCUGACGGAUUUUUACGACUGGACACUUGGAUUAAGACGGAACGUACGGAGUUUUAACAUUUUGAACGUUGUCCUGCCGUUAUUUUCUGCGUUACUUACAUAAAUACUUUUGGGAUUCGUUUGUAUUUGUUUUACGAUUAGGUUUGCGGUAUUUGUACGCUUUAAUUUAGUUUUCCAACACAAUCCAUUGUUUGAAAAUAUGUCAUCGUCUUCAGAGCCGUUUUCUUAUAUCGAAAUGAGUCGAGUCAACACGACCGGCACAGACAUCAGUAAUGAUGAUCAUCUACUGGGAGAGGUGGACCCAAAUGCUUUGUUACAGGAGGCCGAGUGGUACUGGGGUGACGUAUCACGAGAGCAAGUGAAUGAAAUACUCUACGGCUUGCCCGACGGUGCUUUCCUGGUUCGAAACGCUUCCUCAAAGGUGCAGGGAGAAUAUACGUUAACAGUACGGAACAAUUCCUCAAACAAACUCAUUAGGAUCCAUCAUCAGGAUGGGAAAUAUGGAUUCUCCGAGCCUCUCACCUUCAGCUCCGUGCCAGAGUUGAUAUCUUACUACAGGACCAGAACCUUAGCCCAAUACAACACUGCCCUGGAUGUCACAUUGGCUUAUCCAGUGUGCUACCGUAGUUCGGAAUCGCCUGUGAAGGAUGAGUAUUUGAGUGCAACCAGAGAAAAACUCCAAGAAUAUUUAAGACUGUUUCAAAAGGCAACGGAGUAUGACCAGCUAUAUGAUGCAUACGCCACGUUAUUACAGGAAAUCCAAAGAAGAAAAACUCUUGAUGCCGUAAAUAUAUCAGAGAUCUCCGAAGAACAGUGUCAUCCACAAGAGAUCACAUUUAAAGACUUUGAUGAGAGAAUCUACAGUAAUCUGAAUGAGUGUCCUUGUGGGGUGAAAGAUGAGCAAGAGAAGAGUGUGGAGGUCCUAGAGGAAGCCAGCUGGUUCGUGGGAGAUCUCAGUCGAACGGAGGCAGAGGACCUGCUUCAUGGGAAACCAUCUGGAGCUUUCCUCAUUCGCAACAGCAGCACGAAGGAUUGCUAUGCCUGCUCUGUAAUGGUUGGCAACCAGGUGAGGCACUGUGUGAUUCGCCAAACCGAGCACGGUUGCGGUUUUGUUGAACCGUUUAAUCUGCACAAGUCUUUGAAGGACCUUGUUAGGCACUACCAUCACACCUCCCUGGCACAGCACAACCAGGCUUUGGACGUCCGGCUCAUGUAUCCAGUCCACAUGUCAUCCGCUCCUGCCGUUCACAGCUGAGUUUGCUUGGCUUGACCGCAGACGACUUCUUGAUGAAGAUCACCAAGUGCACUAAGACUGAGCUAGACUGCGCCAGAGUUGGCACAUCGCUUUGUAUAACAAUGUGCACAGCGUGCAUUGUGGGAAGGAUGGAACCAACCGUUAAGGCUGUUGAAUAUAUUGCACUUUCCAAAGGAUAAUGCAUUCCACAUGGUCAUAAUGAUACACACCAGUACUUGAACAAUAUUUGAUGAGCCCACUGUAGACAUGUUUACAACAUUAACAAUAUGAACAACAGGAUUUGUAAGUGGAAGGUUUUAGCGGUGAGGAAUGCAUUUGAUUUUUCCUUAAAUUCAAUCAUCUUUGGAAGCAUUUAAAAAUGUAUUAUGUGAAUGUAGCACUAUGGGGUGCAUUGCAUUUAUUGAAAGCCAAACUUUCAAAUCUUGCUUUAUUUCAAAGGCAAGAUACAUUAUGUGCAGUUCAUGUUUCUUUAUGCACCCAAGUAAGGAUUUUUAUGUUGACGCAGGGUAUAUUUGUUCCAGAGUUACUGUCUUCAAAAAGCGUUUUUUAGGUCAGAUACAGUCUGAUAGAGGAAAACUUGAAUAUUUGGAGCCCAGUUAAAAGGAACACAAAAUGUACUUGUUGAAUUUAAGUUUGUGGCAUAUUUCUAAUGUUUACUAUUUUUACUAUGCUUUUUAGGAAAGCCAGUUUAAUUGUCUUAUGGGCUGAACAGCCUACUUUAUUGACUUCAUGAAUGCGUUGAGUUUAACAAAUGAGUGAGUCUGGUGAAUGACACGAUGCCAAACUGCUCGUUCUUAAAAUGAGCUAAUCUUUUUUUAAAUGGUAUUUUAUUUUACUUUUUGCUACAGAGUUUAAUCUUGCAUGCUUCUUUAAAAAAUAAAAAGAUUGAGAAUAA